Diaporthe citri is the source of this 1242-nucleotide messenger RNA. RefSeq lists its product as uncharacterized. Gene Ontology annotation, molecular function: methyltransferase activity. The transcript has 5 exons. Bases 1 to 1242 code for a protein of 413 amino acids. NCBI's taxonomy places the organism in Eukaryota, Fungi, Ascomycota, Sordariomycetes, Diaporthales, Diaporthaceae. The record is from RefSeq and is a predicted model, not a curated record.
AUGCACAAUCAAGAUUCUAACCAGAUGCGUCAGGCAAGAAGAGAAGAGCAGGAGCAUUCCCAAGAUGCAUACCAGAUCAAACCUGAUGCGACAGUAGCUGAUGAGACGGCCAUCUACGAUCAGGCCAGAAACCCCGCACAAUACCUCGGUAUCGAUGCGCAGACGAGCCAGCCAGGUCAUGGUUUACCUGGAGCAGACGCAACGUUCCAACCGCCUCAGAGUGUGCUGAACCAAGACGUUCUGGUCCCGGCAUUGGACUACAAUGGCUAUGUCCUCUACGCAUCGUCUCGGCCCGUGCCGGAGGAGCUCAUACGGGAACCGACAGGGAGCUCGGUUGCAGAACCGGGCGCCGUGUUGGACGAGGAGAGUGGACGGACCUACGUCAACCAUGAGACGGGGAGGUACUUCCUGCCCAACGACCCGGGGUCUUGCGAGCAGGCUGAGCAGGAUCGGUUGGACCUUCAGCAUAAGGCUUUCACAAUAUACUUGGGUGGUGCGCUCUACCGUGCUCCAAUUGGGCGCCCAGAGUAUGUGCUCGACAUCGCCACUGGGACGGGCAUUUGGGCUAUCAAAUUUGCCCAGCACCAUCCUCAAGCGACUGUGAUAGGCACUGAUCUUAGCAUGAUCCAGCCGAUUGACGUCGUGCCGAACGUGCAAUUCUUCAAGGAAGACUCAGAGCACUCUGACUGGAUCCAUCCGCAUCCAUUCGACUACGUGCACCUGCGUCUCGCAGUCAGCUGCUUCGACGACCACCGCACGGUGAUCCGGAAGUCGUUUGAUAACAUGAGGCCGGGGGGUUGGAUCGAGCUCAUGGACCCUGUCUUCCAGACGCUGUGCGACGACAACACCCUGGAGGGUACACACCUGCUAAGGCUGAACCGGACCAUGAUCGAGGCAGGACUGGCAAUUGGCCGCGAUCUGCAGAAGCCGCUUAACUACAAGCAGUGGCUGUUGGACGCUGGGUUUGUGGGUGUCGUCGAAGAAGUCGGGCCCGGCCCUGGUAAUCCGUGGCCGGUCGAGCCACGAUGGAAGGAGCUUGGGCGGUGGCUGAUGACGAACACGCACCGGGCUCUUCGAGGAAUGUGUUGGAAGAUGCUGAGGAACUACGGACUUGAAGCAGACGAGGUUGAAGAACUCCUCCGCCUGGCAAGCAUUGAUGUUUGCGAUACCCGCAUACACUAUUACUACCCAAUCUACAUCGUUUAUGGCCGAAAGCCUCACCAGCGAGAGGAUGAACAGUAG